AGCGAGCUCUUUCUUUUUGCCACGGAUGCAUAACCCACGUGCAAAGUCAGUCACGCAUAUACACAGAUACUGCAUCGGCAGAGGAGAGAAAACAAGCUUGCAUAGGAAGCUUUGCAAGGAUUCCUGGAGAAGUUUUAUCUCCUCCAUCUGCAAGUACACUCCGCUUCCAAUUAAUUAAGUUAAGUAAUCAAAUUUAAAAUUUGCUGCGCCAUUGACUGUUCACAUCGUUGCCUAAUACAAGCUUAUUAUUAUCUUUAUUGUUUCUUAGGCAUAGCUAUCAAAAUCUUUGGCUUUGUUUUAAGAUUACUGCGAUGACAAAUGAUGAUGAUGAUUCCUCGAGGUCGUGGCGCCUGUUUACGUCGGAAGACAUGAUCCAAGGUUAUAAGCCAAAGAGUGUGAGAAAACGCAAGAAAUUUGCAGAGAAAGAGAAUGUAAAAGGAAAUUCGGCUAAGCGUUUUAGUUUCCCUACAUCUUCUGUCACAGAUGGAAGGCAUGAUACACCACCUCCAAGAAUACCAUCUGCUGUUACUGGCACUCCUCUGACUUUAAGGCAGACCCAAUACAGCUCAGCUCAUGGAGGUACAAUUCCGUGUGACUUCAAACACAGUCUGGAAACUGCUGGAUUUCUCUCGACACCGGAGAAUACAUUGAACACCAAAAGAACUCCGCUGUCUAACAUAACUAACAUUGUGGAUGAUAAUAAUGUUCCAAUUACACGUAAAUAUCUAGGUCAUCAGAACAGUGCUGUUAUUUCUUCAACACCGGAGAAUACAUUGAACACCACAAGAACUCCGUUGUCCAACAUAACUAACAUUGUGGAUAUUAAUAGUAAACGAAAUAGAUGUAAAUAUCUGGGAAUGUAUGAGAACAAUUUGAGAGACACAGCCCGGAACCUUUUUGCUGAAACCUCUUCAAGGCUAGAUGAAUACUCUGCUGAAAGCUCUUCCCAGACAGAAGACACAGCCAAAUGCAUGCCUGAUGAUGAUAAUGAGUGUUCUACUGUCCAAGAUCCUGUUCUUUCUGAUGAUUCUGACAAUGGUUACAUAAGUGGUUCCUCAAGCAUUGAUGAAGACUAUGUACCUGGCAUGGAUACAGAUUGUGAUAGUGAUUCUGAACAUGUCCCAAAUUUAGCUUCAAAGAAAACUGUACCAAAAGAAUAUGUCAGUCUUGGGAGUCCUGAAUCUAUAUGCUCUAAAUGCAAUGCGCGCCUGUGGAAAGAGGAACGCGUCAAUAAGCAAGUCACAAAAGGACUCCCAAUAUUCAGUAUAUGCUGCCGGAAGGGUGAUGUGAAGCUUGCACCUGCUCCUCGAACCCCGUCAUACUUACUGCAGCUAUAUAACAACAAAGAGACGGGACCUCAUUUCCAACGUAGCAUACGACUAUACAAUGCAAUGUUUGCAUUUACAUCUACCGGUGGGAAUGUGGACCACUCUAUCAACAAUGGUAGAGGUCCAUAUGUUUACAGACUUAAUGGUCAGAACCACCACGUCUUUGGUCAGUUGAUACCUGAUGAUGGCCAGGCUCCAAAGUAUUGUCAAUUAUACAUCUAUGACACGGCAAAUGAGGUUAACAAUCGGCUUCGCUGGGUAAAUGUUGAGGACCAGAAAACAGUUGAGAAGGAUGUAGUUCAAGGUCUUAUACAGAUGCUUGAUCAGACAAAUGAAUUGGUUUCGAAAUUUCGUAUGGCACGAGAUCGCUUUGAAAAUCAUGACUUUGUUGAUUUGAAGGUAGAGCUGAAGGUAUGCAGAUCACAAAGCGGCCGGGAGAACCAUAUAUCCACUUCUGAUGAGGUUGCAGGAAUAAUGGUUGGUACUACUGAUAAUACCACUCCAGAUCGUGAUAUUAUAGUUGAGAAGAAAUUUGGUGGACUGCAGAGAAUAUCAUAUAUUCAUCCUAAACUCAUGGCGCUACAAUACCCUUUGCUCUUUCCAGAUGGUGAGGAUGGUUACCACAAUAGAAUACCUUUUCAAAGUGCAGAGAAAGGUUCUCAAAAAGAAAAAGAUAUGAUCUCAAUGAAGGACUAUUACUCUUACAGAUUCCAAGUUAGAGACAACGAAGGCAUGACUCCUAGGUUAGGAGGAAGACUUUUUCAACAGUACAUGGUGGAUGCCUUUUCCACCAUGGAGCAGACUCGGCUAUGGUGGUUCCGUACCCACCAGACAAUACUCCGUAAUGAACUUUAUACGCAUAUUUCUGAUUCGGUCAGGAAAGGAGAUGCCAAUGCCACCAACGUUGGUAAAGGCAUCAUACUUCCAGCGGGAUAUGUUGGCUCGAAACGGUAUAUGCAACAGAAUUUCCAAGAUGCCUUGGCUGUUUGUCGUCAUGUAGGCCAUCCUGAUGUUUUCUUGACAAUGACAUGCAAUUCAAUGUGGGAUGAGAUCCAAAGGAUGAUGACUUUUGUUCCUGGAUGCAUUCCUUCCAACAAUCCGGAUAUUAUAUCCAGAGUUUUCCACUUAAAACUGGAUCAGUUAACAAAUGAUAUUAACAAGAAAGGUCACUUUGGAAAGUGUAUUGGAGUAAUGUAUGUUGUGGAAUUCCAAAAAAGAGGCCUGCCCCACGUACAUAUGUUAAUCUGGCUUGAUGCACCAUCCAAAAAGUAUCUGAAAGAAAAUGUUGACAAGUUUGUUUCUGCUGAGAUCCCAGACCCUCUACUGGAUCCUGUGGGUUAUGCAGCAGUUAAGGCGUAUAUGAUGCAUGGUCCAUGCGGUUUGCAGAACCCCAAGUCUCCUUGCAUGAAGAAUUUUAAAUGUAUACGUCAUUUCCCAAAAAAGUAUAGCUCCCAGACUGUUUUUGAUGACAGUGGAUUUCCACUGUACAGGCGUCGCAAAAGCAAUAUAACUGUUAAUGUUCACAAGGCUGACUUGGACAAUAGAUGGGUGGUCCCGUACAAUCGCGACCUUUUGGUAAAAUACCAGUGUCACAUGAACAUUGAGAUAUGCUGUCAUGCGCGGAGUAUUAAGUAUCUAUUCAAAUAUUGCCUCAAAGGUCAUGACACUGCAACUGUAGAAAUUACAGGACGCCGCAAGAAAAAAAGCACAGAUGAGACUGAACAGCCUGUUGAUGAAAUUCAGGCAUAUUUUGAUGGUAGAUAUGUAUGCGGUGCUGAGGCGGCAUAUCGAAUAUUUGGAUUUCCAAUACAUCACAGAACUCUGUCUGUUGAGCGGCUUCCAUUUCAUUUACCCGGUCAGAAGAACUGCACCUUUCGUGCCAGUGAAAAGCUUGAGAAGGUUUUGGAGCGUGAAAAUGAAAGGCUUAGCAAGUUGGAGGCUUUUUUCAUGCUGAACAAGUUUGAUAUCAAUGCCCGACGUUACACAUAUGAUCAGAUUCCACAGCAUUACGUUUGGAAUGAUCUGGCAAGAAGGUGGACUACUCGGAAAAGAGGUGCUCAAAUUGGACGAUUGUCUUACACUCAUCAUAGCAGCGGUGAAGUUUGGUACUUGCGUAUGUUAUUGACAAAGGUUCGAGGUCCCACGUGAUUUGAAGAUAUUCGAACUGUCAAUGGUGUAUUGUGUUCGACUUUUCGUGAUGCAUGUAAAGAAUAUGGCUUACUCGACGACGACAAAGAAUGGCAUGAUGUUUUGGACCAAUGUUCUGUUGGUGGUUUGC
Messenger RNA from Daucus carota subsp. sativus, 3606 nucleotides. RefSeq lists its product as uncharacterized. NCBI's taxonomy places the organism in Eukaryota, Viridiplantae, Streptophyta, Magnoliopsida, Apiales, Apiaceae. The transcript is spliced from 11 exons. The record is from RefSeq and is a predicted model, not a curated record. The coding region runs from base 312 to 3476 and encodes 1054 amino acids.